AUGCAUCAUGCUGACGAUACAACAGCGCUCACUCCACCCACUGUCGCUUGGACAUCGACUGAUUAUGCCAUCCGCUCUCUCAUCUACGCCUCUAUCUCGAAGGAGAUACUCACCAUUGUCCUCAUGCCAGGUGCUACAGCGCACGCCAUUUGGACCGCAGAGGGCCUCUUCCAUGACAACAAGGCCUCACGCGACCUUGCAUUUGAGGACGACUUCCGCAACACGGUACCAGGUGAUUUGUCUGUGCUCACCUACUCCCAAUGCCUGAAGACCCUGACCAAUGAGCUCACCGACGUUGGGUAG
Phragmites australis (common reed) is the source of this 303-nucleotide messenger RNA. RefSeq lists its product as uncharacterized. NCBI's taxonomy places the organism in Eukaryota, Viridiplantae, Streptophyta, Magnoliopsida, Poales, Poaceae. The transcript has a single exon. The coding region runs from base 1 to 303 and encodes 100 amino acids. The record is from RefSeq and is a predicted model, not a curated record.